GGGGAGAAGUAAGAAAGAACCAACAAGUGGGAGGUUUCAUUGGUGGUUGUGUUUCCCACCAAGUUCACCUUUUUCUGGGACCUUGAAAUCCUUCUGCCUCUCUACUCAAGUGGGUCAUCCUUUGUGGCACCCUACUACUCCUUCCACUCCACUUGUUCUCUCUCUCUAUAUAUAUGUGGUGUCUUUGCAAUUUUACCCUUUAAUGUUUCUCUUCAAAGAUCCCUAGGCUCCUUCUAUUUUUGUACUCGGCUUAGAAAGAUCCUUUCCUUCUCAAUCUGGGAUGCUCAGUUAUUCUCGUUUUUCUUUUUCUGCUUCUUAAAGUUGUUGAUGAUGAUAUGUGUGGUGUUGUAGUACACAGAUUGCGGAACAUCUGAGGUUGGUGUAGUUUGGGGCUGCGCAUGUUUGUGUCUCAACAGUAACUAUCUGUUGUCUGGUGGAAACGAAAUUGCUCCAUUUCAAUCCUAGGCAUCUGGAUCGCCUUGAUUGGGCAACGCCUCCAAAAGGGUAUUAUUUGGCUGAAAUUUGAAACCUUUCAUGCUGUUCUUUGGAUUGAUUGUUUUGGUAUAUGGGUUUUAAGAGCUUUUUGCCAAACAAAAAAAGAAGCUUUUUGGAAUAGUUUUUUAGCUACUCUUCUUCUCUGAGAAAGUGAUUUGGAUUUGGAUUUGGGUUUCAUGCUUGGUCCAAGAUCAUUAUGGAGGUGUUUCCAUUUCUCUAGCAUUCAGUACUGUUGCUCACUGAAAAGAUAUGAAGAACAUUCUUAAGAAGCUUCAUAUCAUGUCUAACCAAUCAGAUAAUGAACAAGGUUCUUCUUCAUCGAAGGGCAAUAAGUCAAAUCUUGGUUCAUCUUCAUCCUCUAAGAAGCUAUCGCGCUCUAAGUCUCCUCAAAGUUCUGAGCACAAGCCCUUUUCUGGGCUCUCAAAUUGGUUGCAUUCAGUUACAAAUAGGCAGAGUCCUGGUCCUCCAUCUUUGAGCCAGGCAAGAGGAGAGAGAAUGGAGCCAUCUGAUGCAGUGAGCAGUGGUGGAUUGGAUGUUGUUUCAGAUUCAGCAAGGCGUGAUUCGGGGUCUAGUGCUUCCAGGGAUCCUGAAGUGGAGGAAGAGUAUCAGAUACAGUUGGCUUUGGAGCUGAGUGCAAAGGAGGAUCCUGAGGCUGUGCAGAUUGAAGCUGUUAAGCAGAUCAGUUUAGGGUCUUGUGACCCUGAUUAUACACCAGCUGAAGUUGUGGGGUACCGAUAUUGGAAUUACAAUGCUCUUGGUUAUGAUGACAAGAUCUUGGAUGGUUUCUAUGAUCUCUAUGGGAUUGAGUCAAACCCUACAAGAAUGCCUUCCCUGGUAGAUCUUCAAGGAACACUAAUCUCAGGUAGUGGCACGUGGGAAGCUGUAUUGGUCGAUAGGGAUGCUGAUUCUAAUUUGUUGAAACUUGUGGAAAAGGCCCAAGAGCUGAGUGGCAAAUCAAGUCCUGAUUUUGAAGUAGUUAUAGAUAGUAAUUUGGUGCGCAAGCUUGCAACUUUUGUGGCUGACUAUAUGGGUGGGCCAGUUGGAGAUCCUGAGAGUAUGACAAGAGCAUGGAGGAGUCUUAGUUACAGUCUGAAAGCAACCUUUGGUAGCAUGGUUUUGCCACUUGGUUCUCUAACCAUUGGAUUGGCUCGGCAUCGGGCGUUGUUAUUUAAGGUUCUAGCUGAUAGUUUGGGCAUCGCAUGUCGGUUGGUGAAAGGACUGCAAUAUACAGGUUCUGAUGAUGUGGCGAUAAACUUUGUCAAGAUUGAUGAUGGAAGGGAAUACAUUGUUGACCUAAUGGCAGAUCCUGGAACUCUUAUUCCAUCUGAUGUAACGGGAUCACAUAUGGAGUAUGAUGAAUCUUCUUUUGUGGCCAGUCCUUCAUCAAGGGAUCUUGAUUCGUCUCAUGUAGCAUCAUCGAGCAGUGGUAUUGGAAGUUCAUAUGAAGAAUCUUCUGAUUUGGGGAUGUUAGACAAAGGAAACAGAUCAAAACAUUUUUCCUAUCUAGGGAAAGAAUCGGAUAUAAGCAGGCCCACCUCAGGAAAGGAAGAAUCAACAAGACCCACAAAUGAAUUCAAAAGUUCUCACAAUGUUGCGAAGAUCAUGGGGCAAGAAGCUCCCAGCAGAUCUAAUCACCCACAUGUGCAUGCAAGAUCUCCUUCUUGGACUGAAGGGAUCAGUUCCCCUGCAGUGCGUAGAAUGAAAGUCAAAGAUGUUUCUCUAUAUAUGAUUGAUGCAGCCAAGGAGAACCCUUACUUAGCCCAGAAACUUCAUGAUGUUUUACUUGAAAGCGGUGUCGUUGCUCCUCCAAAUUUAUUUUCUGGCAUUUAUCAUGAGGAGUUAGGUUUCUCAUCUGAGGCUAAUUUCCCUACUGAAGAAAAAGAUGAACACAAACAGGGAAACAGAUGGCAAGAAGCUGACGUUGACGACAAUCUUGGUCCUGCUCGAAUUUCACCUCCUUUGUCUCAACACAGAGUUCAUCCCAAAGCAAGUUCUAGCAGUCAGCUGGAGCAUUCUAAGCCUGUAGAAGGUUUAGGAAUCAACCUUCCUCUUCAUACAAGGGAAGCAGCUGGACAACAUAUACCAACUCAGAUCAAAUAUGGGCAUAAUGUACCUGUUGCUGCAGCAGCAGCUGCUGCGGCUGCUGUUGUUGCAUCUUCUGUGGUAGUUGCUGUGGCAAAAUCAAGCAUUGACUCAAACAUUGAGCUUCCAGUAGCAGCAGCCGCUACUGCUACUGCUGCAGCAGUAGUAGCAACAACUGCUGCUGUCAGUAAACAGUAUGAGCAGGGCAGUCGCAGUGAUGGAGAUACAGACAGUGCUGGUUAUGAGCUGAAGGAUAGUGGUGAUGGAGAGCAUAUUGCUUUAGGAGCAAAUUCAGAAGGCGAGAGAAUAUCUGAUAGAUCAGUAGUAAGUAGUGAUAGCACAAAAUCUGAUUCCGCAUUAGAUGAUGUUGCUGAGGUUGACAUUCCAUGGGAGGAAAUCACGCUGGGUGAGCGUAUCGGACUCGGAUCGUAUGGGGAGGUGUACCGUGGUGAAUGGCAUGGAACUGAAGUUGCUGUAAAGAGGUUUCUAGAUCAAGAUAUAUCUGGUGAAUCACUUGAAGAAUUCAAAACUGAGGUCAAAAUAAUGAAAAGAUUGAGGCAUCCAAAUGUUGUUCUCUUCAUGGGAGCUAUAACUCGACCUCCAAAUCUUUCAAUUGUUACUGAAUUUCUUCCCAGAGGAAGUUUGUAUAGAUUACUUCACCGACCAAACAGUCAAUUAGAUGAGCGAAGGCGUUUGAAGAUGGCCCUCGAUACUGCUCGAGGAAUGAACUAUUUGCACAACUGCACUCCAGUGAUAGUGCAUCGUGAUUUGAAGUCUCCCAAUCUUCUUGUUGACAAAAAUUGGGUUGUAAAGGUAUGUGACUUUGGCUUAUCUCGUAUGAAGCAUAGCACAUUCCUUUCUUCCAGAUCAACUGCAGGAACAGCUGAGUGGAUGGCUCCUGAGGUGUUGAGAAAUGAACCAUCUAAUGAGAAGUGUGACGUUUAUAGCUUUGGGGUCAUUUUAUGGGAGCUCUCUACUUUGCAGCAACCCUGGGGGGGAAUGAAUCCAAUGCAAGUUGUUGGUGCUGUGGGUUUCCAGCAACGUCGUCUUGACAUUCCUGAUGACAUGGACCCUACCAUUGCAGAUAUUAUCAGGAAAUGCUGGCAGACAGAUCCAAAGUUGAGACCUUCAUUUGCUGAAAUAUUGGCGGCUCUGAAGCCAUUACAGAAGCCACUUAUUGGUUCUCAAGUGCCUCGACCGAGUGGACUGGGGAAGCAUGAAAAGGCUCAGUCAUCGCGCAUUGGAGAAGACUCCGCAAGAUAGGAAACAAUUACACAACUAACCAAAUCUUUGUUCAUUUUGCUGCUAAAAGGUGAGGAGUUGUCAAGUUGUAUAGUAUUUUUGGAAUUAAAAAUGUGAGUGAUUGAAGCCAUCACCUAACUUACAUUCUCGUCCACGGUUGUGAUUCUUUUCACUCGUUCCUUUUCUGUUUACUUCCUUUGUCUUCUCUUUUGUUGUUGGUUUCCCUUUUGCAAUCUGAAGUGCAGUCAUUGUCAGGUUGUACCAUUUGUUUGUACACAAUUCUUUUGUAAUUGUUGUAAUCAAUUAUAAAUUUUGUUGUCCAUAAAUAGUUAUGAAAUUUUGCAGCUGUAACUUGAACAGUUGAAAAAGAUGCACAAUGAGUGAAAAAUGUUUGUUGCUGUAAAUAGGGACCAUGUUGGUUGUUCAAAUGCUGUACAUUUUAUUUGCCUAGUUUGAUUGUGCCAACAGUUUUCUCU
Abrus precatorius (Indian licorice) is the source of this 4295-nucleotide messenger RNA. RefSeq names its product probable serine/threonine-protein kinase SIS8. The record is from RefSeq and is a predicted model, not a curated record. The transcript is spliced from 13 exons. Gene Ontology annotation, molecular function: ATP binding; protein kinase activity. NCBI's taxonomy places the organism in Eukaryota, Viridiplantae, Streptophyta, Magnoliopsida, Fabales, Fabaceae. Bases 745 to 3840 code for a protein of 1031 amino acids. Gene Ontology annotation, biological process: protein phosphorylation.